Molecule: messenger RNA, 985 nt
Organism: Octodon degus (degu)
Lineage: Eukaryota; Metazoa; Chordata; Mammalia; Rodentia; Octodontidae
Product: olfactory receptor 7D4-like
Exons: 1
Coding region: 29-985 (318 amino acids)
Biological process (GO): G protein-coupled receptor signaling pathway
Cellular component (GO): membrane
Molecular function (GO): olfactory receptor activity; G protein-coupled receptor activity
Source: RefSeq, a predicted model, not a curated record
CACACUUGUCUCCUUGCAGCCUAUCUCAAUGACUCACAUGGAACUAGAGAAUCAAACAACUCUUUCAACUUUCCUUCUUCUGGGACUCUCAGAAGAUAAGGGCUUGCAGCCCCUUUUGUGCGGGCUGUUCCUGUCCAUGUACCUGGUCUGUGUUACAGGAAACCUGCUCAUCAUCCUGGCCGUCAGCUCUGACUCCCACCUCCACACCCCCAUGUACUUCUUCCUCUCCAACCUAUCCUUUGUGGACAUCUGUUUCACCUCCACCACGGUCCCCAAGAUGCUGGUGAACACUCAGACACAGAAUAAAGCCAUCAGCUAUAACGGCUGCUUUACACAGAUGUAUUUUUUCAUGAUUUUUUCUGGGCUGGAUAGUUUGCUACUGAUUGUGAUGGCCUAUGACCGGCUUGUGGCCAUCUGUCACCCACUGCACUACAUGGUCAUCAUGAAUCCUCGGUGUUGCAGUCUUCUGCUUCUGCUUUCGUGGCUGUUGUGCCUGGCAUAUUCUUUGUUGCAAACAUUGAUGGCUUUGAGAGUAUCCUUCUGCAGAGGAACUGAAAUCCCCCACUUCUUCUGUGAACUGGCUCAGAUGCUCAAGCUAGCCUGCUCGGACACCUUUGCCAAUGAUCUUCUGCUGUACUGUGUAACUGGCAUACUGGGGAUCAUGCCACUGUCUGGGAUUCUUUUUUCUUAUUCUAGAAUUGUUACUGCCAUAUUGAGAAUGUCAUCUCCUGGAGGGAGGAGGUACAAAGCCUUUUCCACCUGUGGGUCUCACCUCUCAGUUGUUGCUUUGUUCUAUGGCACAGGCCUUGCGGUUUACCUGACUUCUGGAACCACCCGUCCCUCCAGAGGGGGCUCAGUAGCCUCAGUAAUGUACACUGUAGUUGCCCCUAUGCUGAACCCCUUCAUCUAUAGCCUUAGGAACAAAGAGUUGAAGGGGGCUCUGAAGAGAGUUUUUCAGCCAAGGAGUUUGUUCUCAGUGAGAUAA